AUGAAGAAAAUCGUGAAAUCCCGCAAAAAGAAGAAUGCAGAUGCUUCUUUAUUCAGUCGUUUACCAGACGAAAUCAUCCUCCAAAUCGUAAACAAAUUAAUUGAUUUGAAAACCCUAUGCUUUUGCUAUCUGGUUUCCAAACGUUUGUCCUCUAUUGUACUUCAAGUCGAUACCAUUUCAUUCACUGCUCCAUUAGACCCUAACAUUCCCGAUAAGAACACAAUCAGUGAUGUCGACCCAAGUAGGCCGAAUCCGCCUAAACUUUCUUCGUUUUUUGGUGAGUCCUUUCUAUCUGCCAAUGGGUUUUUAAACACGUUUACAGGGGUGAAGUCCUUAUAUAUGGAAUUUCCAUCUUUCGGUCACAGAGAUAUUGAUAAUAAUUGUUUGUUCAAGUGGAAGGUUAAGUUGGGGCACAAAGCUCUAUCGUUUAUAUUUCUGUCGCCGAGUUCAAUUUGUGAUAAGGAUGGAUUGUAUCUUAAUGGAAAUGUGGGUGAAGAAGAAGACCUCGAAUUACUCAGUGAUUUACUUAAGAAUAAGCUUGCCAUUUCGUUUCAGUGUCUGCAGGAUGUGAUAGCGUGGUAUGUGAUGUUGUUGCACCUCCUUAAUAAUCUACCAAUGUUGGAAGAGGUUUCCAUUACUGAUUUAGGGAGAAGAGGGAGGCUUUCUCUGAGUGGGAAAAAACUCAGAGAGGUGAAGGAAUGGGUACAUUCAGCUUCAGAAACCGUGUUCGAUCGUGUAGAGGUUCCUGAUAUGGUGAGUAAGUGUUACAUUCCUGUUUUGAAAUUGCCAGUUUCAGGGUACGUGAUGAAGGGGGUAUUUUGUGCUGUAAUGGAGAUGAAAGAUCUACAUGGUGAAAAUGAUAAUGGACUUUUGGAUAGUGAAAAUGGUUUUGAAGAUAAAGAAGAGGCUGCAUAUAUUGAAGCUAUGAAGGAGGUUUUGGAGAAGGAUAAUGGCAUGAUGCAGAGGUUUAUGUAG
Molecule: messenger RNA, 975 nt
Organism: Lactuca virosa
Lineage: Eukaryota; Viridiplantae; Streptophyta; Magnoliopsida; Asterales; Asteraceae
Source: the annotation of a GenBank genome assembly